AUGCCUUCAUCAGUUUUAUUAGCCAUCACAUUCCUCGUUGUAGUAUGCUCAGCUAAACAUCGAUACGAUCGAAGCACACGAGAAAGCCUCACCGAAUGGAGAACCACUGAGUGUACCAUGUUGAAUGGGGAGCAGACUGAACCAUGUCCGUCACCAGGUGCAAACGGAGAUUGGCCAUGUAUACGGUAUUCCGAUCUUUGCAAUGGGCUACGAGAUUGCCCAAAUGGCGAAGAUGAGUCGCCAGUGCACUGCCACUUCCAUCACUUGGAUCACGAUAAGUCUCUGUCGCGUGCUCCCAAUUACUGGGAAUGGUGUUACGUCAGUUCCGUAUGGGUACAGCUGGCGAAAAGCGGUUUAUCAUUCCUUGGACGAUGGCAGGCUGGUAUCAUUGGCUCAGCCGGGGAUCUCUUACACAUUAUCCGUCUGACCACUGAUUGCUCUGAGGGGAGAAAAAUCCUGUCUGGAAAUGAAGUAGCCGUCAAGACAGUCAAUAGUCAAUUACCACCACAGACGGAAAAGAUCGAUUUGGAAAUGACGGAAACAACUGCCAUAUCGGGUUACUGGGUGAAUAGAGACAUCACAAAAAGGCGACAAUUCGGAUGA
This is a messenger RNA of Haemonchus placei, 603 nucleotides long. Lineage: Eukaryota; Metazoa; Nematoda; Chromadorea; Rhabditida; Trichostrongylidae. The record is from the annotation of a GenBank genome assembly.